Salvelinus sp. IW2-2015 is the source of this 1565-nucleotide messenger RNA. Its product is annotated as 4-hydroxyphenylpyruvate dioxygenase-like protein. Lineage: Eukaryota; Metazoa; Chordata; Actinopteri; Salmoniformes; Salmonidae. Gene Ontology annotation, biological process: aromatic amino acid metabolic process. The record is from RefSeq and is a predicted model, not a curated record. Gene Ontology annotation, molecular function: 4-hydroxyphenylpyruvate dioxygenase activity.
UGUCAAGCAGCCCACCGGGAAAACUCCAGAUGGCAAGUCCGUUAUUGGCUCUGAGAGAAGAUGUCGCAACUGGACCCUAUAUAAAGUAUGUUUCUUUGUCGGUGACACACACACAACAACUUGACGUCAUAACAAAAUGGCAGCCUACUUGAGCCGGUUGCACCACAUUUCACUCCACGUUACAAACGUGGAUAAAAUAGCGUAUGAACUUGUUAAUAAUUUUAAGUUUAAUUUAUUUGUUGCGAGGCUGACGGAGAAGUCAAAACAGUUGGCUUUCAGAAAAGGAGCGGCAGUUUUCGUCGUCAAUGAAAGACCAAACAAGUCCCCUCUUGAAUUGAAUGGACUAACGCUAUCGAGCAAGAGAGGGAUUUCUCCUUCAGAAUCGGAACCGGGAUGGACUAACAACAUUCAAACGGGGAAAAAGAACGACAAGGAUCCGAAUUGUCUUUACGAUGUCCACCCACACUAUUCCGUCGAUACCGCGUCUAACGUCUGUUUCGAAGUAGAAGAUGUGGAAAGGUCAUUCAAGUCCCUUCGCAACAUUGGCUGCGAAUUCCUGGUGCCGCCGACGGAGGUGUGUGACGACAACGGGCUUGUCACCUAUUCAGUCGUCAAAUCAAUCAUGGGAAAUGUGAACCACACGCUCAUUGACACGAGUAAAUAUAAGGGCAGCUUCUUACCCGGGUUUCAGGAGGUUGAAAACGUAACGAAAAACGACACACCCGUGGCUAAGAGUACAGAGACUUGUCCAAUCACUCAUUUUGAUCACAUCACCUAUGCUUGUUCGAGACGGUGGACACCGCAAGUGAUGAGGUGGUAUGAGCGUCACUUUGGCUUCCAGAGGUUCUUCAUUGACAGGCAGGAACCAGGUGGACACCUUCCUGGAGCAGCACGGAGGCCCAGGGAUCCAGCACAUUGGAUUGUACACACAGGACAUAGUGUCCACAGCACAGACCAUGGGCCAGGCAGGCGUCCACUUCUUCUCUCCUCCACCUGCCUACUACACGGAGGUGGGUAAGCAGCAGGAGAUGGAGGACGCAGGUUACGACCCCCAGAUGCUGUCUCAGCACGGCAUCCUCCUGGACACAGACCUGCGCCAGGCCCAGACUGACUCCUCCUGUCAGACUACGGACACGAAGAAGAAAAGAUACCUGCUCCAGGUGUUCACCAAGCCCAUCUUCUCAGAGGACACUUUCUUCCUGGAGCUAAUAGAGAGGAGAGGUGCGUCYGGGUUCGGKGAGGGGAACAUCCAAGCCCUGUGGAGGUGUGUCCAGGCAUACAUGGACACAGAGAGGGCAGAGACUGAGGCACAAGGAGAGAACACAUCUCAACCACAGAACGUAACCCCAGAACCGAAGCACGGCCACAAUAACAAACCUUUCACAGCAGAACACUGCAGAACUCCUUCCUCCGCUGCUCUUUCGUCUCUGUGAGGCUACAAUACACUGAGUUUCCCGGGGAAGCUGUGAAGCGCCGGGGAAGCAUGAUUUGAAGGAUUGUGUUUAUGAGUCUGUUAUUAAAUGUGUAUAUUUAAUGCUUUUCAUUAAAUCAUGUAUGACUACAAA